Molecule: messenger RNA, 995 nt
Organism: Cloeon dipterum
Lineage: Eukaryota; Metazoa; Arthropoda; Insecta; Ephemeroptera; Baetidae
Product: protein TEX261
Exons: 6
Coding region: 182-778 (198 amino acids)
Biological process (GO): endoplasmic reticulum to Golgi vesicle-mediated transport
Cellular component (GO): endoplasmic reticulum membrane; COPII-coated ER to Golgi transport vesicle; Golgi membrane
Molecular function (GO): COPII receptor activity
Source: RefSeq, a predicted model, not a curated record
GCCAGCCUCACCCACUUCUGCAAGUGGCCGUGAGUUAAUAACAUAAAUAUAGGGGGAAAAUUUGGUCUGACUUUUGCCUACGUUUUUAAAACUAAUAUUUUUCAUGGUGUAAUGUUAUUGAGAAUAUUUAUUUAAACUCUUUUCGAACCCUUCGCACAACAAAGCAAAAUAGCGGAACAAAAUGUGGCCUAUGUAUCUUUUGAGCUGGUUUGCUAUGAUACUGCAAAUCCUUUUCGUCACAAUAUCAGUUGCUGCUGGACUGUACUAUUUAGCAGAGUUAGUUGAGGAGUACACUAGCUUCACUAGAAAAGUGAUCUGGUGGAUGACCAUGGUCGUCUUGGGAAUAAAUGUAGUUUUCUUUUUAUUUGAAGAAUUGCCAAAAUCAAUGGUGAUUUGCAAUUUAAUCACUCAAGUUGCUCAUUUGUGCAUCAUCCAGACGUUUCCCUUUUUUGAUGUGCUCUCUCCCUCUUUCAUCACUUCAGUAGUGAUGCUAGUCGUGAACCACUACUUUGCCUUUCAACACUUCUCUUCUCACUACUACACCUUUUCGGAGGUAUUAGGAUAUUUCACGAUUUGUCAGUGGCUUGUUCCAUUCACUCUCUUCGUGUCUUUGUCUGCAAAUGAAAAUACUCUUCCAACAGUUUCCGAGUUUAGACAUCAAGAUGAUGAUGUUGUCAGCAGCUAUUUCUCAAGAAAGGGCAAAAAAUACGGUUUGCUAGCUUUCUUCAAUUUCGCUAAGGAUUCUGUACUACCACAAAGAAACAAGAAAGGAUACUGAUCUCUCUGCCAUGCUACAGAAUCCAGCACUUCACCCUUAACUUAUAGAUUUUUAUAAAACUCCUUUAACGCCAACGAAUGAAUUUACUAAAAUGAGCUAUGAACUUGAGGGAUGAAUAAACGUAUGAUGUGAUUGCUUUUCCACCUAAAAUGAUUGUAAAUCUAAUUAAAAUGCGUGCUUUAAAUAUUCUGAAAAAUAAACUUGUAAAUAAUUAUAA